Helicoverpa armigera (cotton bollworm) is the source of this 1741-nucleotide messenger RNA. RefSeq lists its product as uncharacterized. The transcript has a single exon. Gene Ontology annotation, molecular function: zinc ion binding; nucleic acid binding. Lineage: Eukaryota; Metazoa; Arthropoda; Insecta; Lepidoptera; Noctuidae. The record is from RefSeq and is a predicted model, not a curated record. Bases 149 to 1363 code for a protein of 404 amino acids.
UCGACGAACACAGACGUGCUCAUCAAGCAACUUAAAAAUAGCGUAAUUAACAUUUUUUUUAUUGUGACCUAGUUUUAGAGUCAUAGCGUUUUUGUUGUGAAAUUAUACAGUAUUUAUUACAAAUAUGGACAAAAAGUGAUCUACAAUUAUGGAUAGAAGCCCCUCCCACCAUGGCGGACUGCCACAUUGCUCAUCGUCACCAGCAGCAACACCCAGAAGUCACGCACAGGAUGAAACAGUUGAGGUUUUUUCUACUCCUGAAAUUCAAUCCUGGAUGUCUAGUAUUGAGCAGUGCCUGAAUGAGGUUUCGAUCACGGUUUCGGAAGGCAAGAUGAAUUCCGAACAAAAACUAAGAGUCACUAGCCUUUGUCGCAAAGUCGGAUACGGAGUCUCUCAAAUGGCUGUGCAAUAUCAGUCAUUGAAACAUAAAGCCCUUCAGAACUACGCCACCCUGCAAACGUUAAAGGAAAAUCAAGACCUCGCUAGUAGUUUGACUGAGAUCAAGCAGGAACUACAAGAUACUCUCAUCAAACAUAAGCCGGAAAGCACAUCCUUCGCAGACAUGGUGAAGGGUACAAAAAGCCUUAUUAUGCCUCAUGCAAUCAGCUCUGUCGCUAUAUAUCCUAGUGACCAUACUAAGACCAGUGAAGAGACCAAAAAUUUAGUCCAAAAAAUUGUAUGCCCUGAGGAAAUGAAGCUAAAGGUACGUGGACUUCGGAAAACAAGAAACGGAGGUGUUAUCAUAAGCACAGAGACUAAGGAUGACAUGCUAAAAGUGAAAGAGACUGUCGAGCGUUCCACAUCUGCACUUACUGUUGAUGAACCUCAGAAGCGGAAGCCUCGCAUUAUAAUAAUUGGGGUACCCACUGAUAUGGCAGAGAAAGAAGUUUUCAAAAGUAUUUAUGACCAAAAUAUCGUAGACAAACUUCCAACAUUGACCAAGGAUACCUUUUUGACCUCAAUUAAACUAAGCCAUAAGUCAGGAAAAAGGGAUGCUGACAGCUGCAACUAUAUUGUUGAAGUACCAGCCAGCAUCCGGAAAGUCCUAGUAAAUCAGAACAGGCUCUACAUAAACUGGACGUCGUGCCCGGUACAUGAUUUCACCCUUGUGACUCGGUGCUUCAAGUGUCAGCAGUAUGGUCAUGCAUCCAAGACUUGCAAAUCUGCUACCUCUACUUAUGGCCACUGUGGAGGAGAGGGACACGCGACUCAAGAGUGCUCUUCAAAGGAAGAACCGCCGAAAUGUGCAACCUGUAAGCGCUUUAAAAAACCCUACAAUCACAAAACGGGAGAUUCCGAAUGCCCUGCUAGAAAAGCCGCUGAAUAUAGGUACAUCAACUCCGUAGACUAUAAAGGCGUCUGAUAGCGUCAAACUCUAGAUAAUAUUUAGCUGUAAUCAUUUUUACACAUUAUAUAAUUUCAUAUUUUACUUAGGGAUAGUGGAUUACUGAUUAUUUUUAGGCCCGCAUAUUUACACUCAAAUAUUGUAUGUAAUAUUGUAGGUACGCAAUAUGGAUAUUUUAAUUAGUAUGUAAGCAUUAUAACAAACAUGUGUAAUAACACUGUAUUUGUCACAUUAACCUAGUUUUUAGUAACUAGCAGCAAUUUAUUGUUAAUUAGCUAUAAAUAUUAUAAUAAGCACUUUUACGCCCGAGACACAGGUUUUUACCUAGUUCGGGCAAAUUAUACAUCAGCACUUUUUAGAAUUAGCAAAAUAUUGUAAAAUGAUGUUCAAAGAGAA